AUGGCGGAAUCACAAACUGUUUCCGCGGGAGGAACCAAGUUCUGCUCCCUCAAGACACUCAAUCCCUACGUGGUUCGCUGGGCGCUCAAAGUCCGCGUCGACGAGCGCACGGACCUCAUCUCCACCAAAAAUGGCAGACACUUUUUCACAGCUGAUCUCAAAGAUGCCUCCGGAGAGAUGAUUCGCGCGGUGUUUUGGGGUGACGCUGCAGAGCAGUGGACUUCCGUCGUCAAGCAGGGCAAGGUCUACCAGAUGAGCAAAGGACGCGUGCAAGUCGCGAACAAGAGAUUCAACACGCUCGGACACCAGUACGAGCUCGUCUUUUACCGCGACUCAGAAAUCUCGGAGGUCGCCGACGAGGGCGAGAUCUCUACAGCGCGCAGUUUGAAGGCGCUCAUGAGCCUAAGAGACAUCGCGGAGUCCAAGCGCGAAACACCCUUCCUGGCGGACGUGCUCGGCGUAGUCGUCGAGACCCAGCCGGUCGCGUCGGUCGUCUCGAAGAAGACCGGCGAGGAGUUCAAGAGGCGCAACGUGAAGGUAGUCGAUCGCUCCCAGUACGAGAUGGAAAUUUCCCUCUGGGGCAGCCAGGUCGACGCGCUGGAGGGACUUUCGCUGCCGCGGGUCGUGGCCUUCACCGGCCUGCAGGUCCGAGAGUGGCAAGGCGGCCGCCAGGCCUCGACUGGAAAAGGCAGCGAGAUCCUCACGAGCUUGACUGCCUUCGCCGGUGCGGAAAAGGACGCGCAGAGUCUUCUCCAGUGGUACAAAGAGAAUAACGGCUCGGUUCGCUUUGCUUCGAUGAAUCGCCCGCGCGCCGGCGACCUCGGCGCCGCAGGAGCCCUGGAGAAGAAACGCGUAGAAGAAAAAUGCAUUGACGAGAUCAAAGAACAGACGGACGGCGCCUUCAGCUUCAUCGGACAGAUUCGGCGGAUCUACUGGCGCGCGCGGCGACGCGACGCUGGCGAGGGCGAGCGCCAGACGGGCAGCCAAGGCGUCUCCUCGGAUCAGCAGGCUGUCAUCAUGUACCCCGCGUGCGGUUCCUGCCGCAAGAAGUUGAUUGAGAACGGCGAGGGCGACUACACAUGCUACUCAUGCGACAAACAGCACGCCCAAGCUGACUGGCGGUACAUGCUCAUGGUCAACUUCAUCGACCAUACAAGCAACGUGGCUGUCCGCUGCUUUGCAGAUCAAGCUGAAGAGCUACUCGGCGUACCCGCGAACGAGCUUCGUACCUGGAGCUUGAAGGAGAAGGAGAAACUCAUGGACUGCCUUCUGCCUCUCGACCACUACUUCCGCGUCGUGCUGCGUGCUCGCACCGAGAGCUACAACGGCGAAGAGCGUCUGCAGCGCACAGCAAUCAAAAUCGAGAAGCUGUCGCCGCUGGAGGCUGCGAAGCGCCUCGUGACUCUUACGAAGGAACUGCUGGCGCAGGCAAAUCCGAAGUGCGGCGACGAUCUGCGCCGCAAGCGUUCGGACGCGCUGACGGCGGGCGACGAGGAGAGCGCGCAAGACGAGAGUGCGAUCCCUAACAUGAAGGUGGAGGCCGCAUGA
Besnoitia besnoiti is the source of this 1548-nucleotide messenger RNA. Its product is annotated as OB-fold nucleic acid binding domain-containing protein. Bases 1 to 1548 code for a protein of 515 amino acids. NCBI's taxonomy places the organism in Eukaryota, Apicomplexa, Conoidasida, Eucoccidiorida, Sarcocystidae. The transcript has 14 exons. The record is from RefSeq and is a predicted model, not a curated record.